AUGACUAAACGAAAUAUAUCCGCUUUGGAUGUUUUAAACUUCGAAGGAAAAGAAAAAAUAUCAACGUACUCUAAAAAAAUUGAUGAUUUGUUAGAUGGUGGGAUUCCAGUUGGCUAUUUAACAGAAAUAUUUGGAAAUCCUGGCAGUGGAAAGUCAAAUUUAUGUUUACAACUGGCAAUCGCUGCUCAAAUGUCUCAUUCAAUGAAAGCUGGUGAAACAGGAGGUGCAAUUUAUAUUGACACUGAAGGAAGUUUUAUUCCUAUCCGACUGUACGAUAUCGCUGUCGCAGCACAUUCCCAUUACAAAAUGUCUCGGGAUACAUCAGCUCAAGUUGAUCAUAGAAAAUUAUUAGAAAAUGUCACAUAUUUUCGUUGUUUGAAUAUCACAAAUUUAAUCUCUUGUAUCAUGCAACUAAAAGCGCUAUUUUUAUCAGAAAAAAAAAUAAAAUUGAUCGUUGUUGAUAGUUUAGCUCAUCCGUUACGUACUGUUGAAGGUGACAAUAGUUUAAGAACAAAAUAUACGACAAUGGUUGUAUCUAUUUUGCAAAAAUUAGCCACGGAUUACAAAUGUGCCGUCAUUGUUACGAAUCACACAGCAACAAAAGUAGAUUCAUCUCACGGAGAAAAAUAUACAACUCCAACGCUCGGUGAAAUGUGGGGACAUUUGCCACUCAUACGCUUGAAAUUAUCAUGGAAGAAUAAUUGUCGUGAUGCUAUCUUGAUCAAAUCUCCACAUCAACCAGAAGGAUCUGUUCCAUUUCAAAUCACUGCUGGAGGAAUUCGUGACGUUGAUACCGUAACAAAUGGCAAUGACUGUCCAGAUGUUGAUUCAAACUGA
This is a messenger RNA of Didymodactylos carnosus, 837 nucleotides long. Lineage: Eukaryota; Metazoa; Rotifera; Eurotatoria; Philodinida; Philodinidae. The record is from the annotation of a GenBank genome assembly.